Molecule: messenger RNA, 1863 nt
Organism: Poecilia reticulata (guppy)
Lineage: Eukaryota; Metazoa; Chordata; Actinopteri; Cyprinodontiformes; Poeciliidae
Product: calcium homeostasis modulator protein 5
Cellular component (GO): plasma membrane
Molecular function (GO): monoatomic cation channel activity
Source: RefSeq, a predicted model, not a curated record
AUUUUCCAGGUUGAGUAACAAGUAUGAAAAAUAAAUUUCAAAAAUAUUUAAAUAUUUAAAAAUAUUUGAAUUUAUAGACUUUAUUUGUCAUCUCAUCUGUCCAUCUGGAAUGUCUUCAAUUAAUCAAUCAUAGUCCAUUGUUCUUACAUUUAAGUGUACUAAAAAAGGACUGAAUAUUUGACUCUGGAAAAGAAUUGACUUGAAUAAUAUGUUGGAGCCCUGUAGUAAACCUUCUAAUGUUUUCCCUUUUGGAUGAAAUAAAUUCAUUUCUGAUGUUCUCUACAUUUUGAAGGUAAGGUAAGGUAAUUUUAUUUAUAUAGCACAUUUUCAGCAACAAGGCAAUUCAAAGGGCUUUACAUGAAUUUAAAGGAAAUACAAACACAAGCUCUAUUUCAACUUUUUUUUAACUUAAAUAUUUGCUUCCAAGUAAACAAUCACACAUUUAGGAUGUUUAUUUACCAGACUGUUGUAAAGUGCAUGUGUGUACUCUACCGCAGAACAAACUUCCCUCCACUUUACAGCCCGCCCUCCCGUACUCUAUAGGAGACCACAUUUAAAAUGAAACCCCACCUGAAAUCUCCCAGAGACCAAUCCGCUAGAGAAAGGUCAGCGCCGAUGGCACACCCUCCGUUGUUCGAAGCCAAUCAGAGUGGAAGGGCAGCAUUUUGCCUGAGGGUAAAACUUACCCCUGGAUGUGUUAAUUACGCAUCACUAAGCUGUUGCCAAUGUGUUCACAACCGUGGACUGUCUUUUGGGCUUUUUGCAGCGGUUGUCUUCAUUCUUUAGUCAGUUUAGUAUGGAAAGUAGACAACAAUGGCUUACCAGGCUGAAAAAUGAACUUAGCAACAGUCCGCUGGUAUCAAAUGUGGCUUUCGGGUUCAUCCUCAUGGGACUAGAGAAGCUCGUGGAGCUGGAGUUUGAGUGUCCUUGCAACCCUACUUGGAAUGGAGCGUUUUCAUCAGCAUUCUUCAUCAUUCCUGCUGUCAUGGCCUUCACCUUGAUGCAGAUCAUCCAGGGAUGCAGGUGCAACGUGUGGUGCAGGAAAAUGGUUUCCCUCUCUAGUUUCGUUCCUGCUGUCGUUUGGCUGAUCUUGUUGUUCCUGGACGGCCAGUACUUUGCCUGUGCUAUGACAGACUGGGAUGGAAGAUUUGUCCUUGUUGACAAGGCAGCUCCGCAGAAGUGGUGUGAGCCAGUUACAGAGGGAGACGUCACCCCACAAGAAUUAAUGCUCCGCUCACAGCGGUUGUUUGUGUUUUCUCAGGUAAUAGGAAUAAUCCUCCUCAUUUUCAUCUGUGCGGGUCUGGUAGUGUAUGUAAUCAGAGAAAGCUGCCAACAGGAGGUGGAGAUGCAAGAUGCAGAUGUGGCUGAGCUCACUGUGCUCAGGAUGAGCUCUCUACGGACCAGAACAUCAUGAGUGGACCUACCCUGCCCUACACAGACACUUUGUAAAUACCACAAAAAGACUUGACGGGAGUUUUUUUUAAUCGCCCCCCUCAGGAUAUUUUGGGGGCAUUUAAAAGAUAUUUGAAAAUCUGUCUGAAAAUUCUCCAUCAGGUCAUAGUAAUGUAAGUGUUUCAACAUUUGACAACUGGACUUCUUCUCUUUGUUUUUUUUUCCUUGAAAAAUUCCUCAAAAGUAAAUGUGUGUCGAAUGAUCCCAGGUGUCAGUGUUCAAAGGAAAAUUGUGUGUUUUUUGUAUAAGUAUUGAGGAAUGAGUAUAUAUAACUGUCCUCUCUUGGUGCUUCCUCACCUGGGACACCAGUGCAGCAAUUUCAUUCCUAAUCAAGGUGUGGGUUAAUGUUUUUAAAAUAUCUGGUAUUUUCGUUUUUCUUUGUUUUAUUGCUAUAGUUGAGAUGAGACAAAA